This is a messenger RNA of Staurois parvus, 306 nucleotides long. The record is from the annotation of a GenBank genome assembly. NCBI's taxonomy places the organism in Eukaryota, Metazoa, Chordata, Amphibia, Anura, Ranidae.
AAAGUCUGCAGAUAUACUACAAGAAAUGGUAAGAGACUGCAGACAUACUAUGAGAGAUUGUUAGAGACUGCAGACAUACUACAGGAGAAGGUCAGAGACUGCAGACAUACUACAGCAAAGGAUCAGAGACUGCAAAAACACUACAGGAAAUGGUCAGAGACUGCAAACAUAGUACAGGAGAGGAUCAGAGACUGCAGACAUAUUACAGGAGAUGGUCAGAGACUGCAGACAUACUACAGGAGAUGGUUACAGACUGCAGACAUACUACAGGAGAGGAUCAGAGACUGCAAACAUACUACAGAUGGU